AUGUCGCUCUCCAGAACGACCCAGCUGCCUUUCGCUAAAAGUCAAUUCUUCCAAGUUUUAGCUAGAGGUUACAGUACUACUCAAGGUAAUUAUUUCAUGGAAAUUAAACCGAUUUCGCGUAUUCUUCUUUCAGAUGCCGAUCUUGUCGUCAUCGGAGGUGGUCCUGGAGGAUAUGUGGCUGCUAUCAAGGCUGCUCAACUUGGAAUGAAGACCGUGUGCAUUGAGAAGAACGUGACACUCGGAGGAACGUGCUUGAAUGUGGGGUGCAUCCCGUCAAAGGCUCUCCUGAACAACUCCCACUAUCUUCACAUGGCUCAGCACGAUUUUGCCGCUAGAGGUUUUGCUGAAACGUUAUUAAUUCAACCUUUCUUUUAAUUUAGGAAUCGACUGCACUGCUUCCCUCAACUUGUCGAAAAUGAUGGAGGCUAAGGCCAGCUCUGUCAAGCAGUUGACUGGCGGAAUCAAGCAACUUUUCAAAGCCAACAAGGUUGGACACGUCGAGGGAUUCGGAAGCAUUGUUGGACCAAACACUGUGAGUCUUUCCUGAUGUUUUUAAACUUUUGUCUCGUUAAAAUUUCUCUAGGUUCAAGCCAAGAAGAACGACGGAUCUGUUGAAACAAUCAACGCCAGAAAUAUUUUGAUUGCUUCUGGGUCAGAGGUUACUCCGUUCCCAGGAAUUACUAUCGAUGAGCAGUCUAUUGUUUCGUCGACGGGGGCUCUUUCUCUUGCUCAGGUUCCGAAGAAGAUGGUUGUCAUUGGAGCUGGAGUCAUUGGACUUGAAUUGGUAAGGAAUUAAUUAAUAAAAAGAAAAUAGGCGUACAUCGAGAAAUAUUCAGGGAUCCGUCUGGCAACGUCUUGGAGCUGAAGUGACUGCUGUAGAGUUCCUCGGACACGUCGGAGGAAUGGGAAUUGACGGAGAAGUCUCGAAGACCUUCCAGAGAACUCUCACGAAGCAAGGAUUCAAGUUCCUGCUCAACACCAAAGUUCUCGGAGCAAGCAAGAACGGAUCUUCUAUUUCCGUUGAAGUUGAGGGAGCUAAGGAUGGAAAGAAGCAGACUGUAAGCUUUUUAUCAGUAGUGUUAUUGCCAAAACUGAUUUUAUUCAUAGGUGUUUUGAGUUGAGCGCCGGUAGUUCGAGACAGGCGAGUGGGAGGGGCCUAAUUCGAAAAAAAAUUGGCAGCGAUAAGGCUGCCAAAUUUACCCGGACUCUAACAGGUUGUCAAGUUGUUCUAGCUGUCUGAAUUACUUCUACGGAUCAUAUUCGUUCAGUUUCCACUCAUUUGAAUCCUCUAGGAUACCUGGUACGAGCACUAGAAUCACUAAUGACCAGAUUACAGGAAUGUCCUUACGGCGCUGCGAUCUAUGUAGUCAUUUCUGACUCUACCUGAACUGUAACAGGUUGUCAGGAUGCCCCAAGUGUCUCUAUUACUUCUAUGGGCUAUGAUCUUCUAGUUUCGUCUUAAUUGGAUACACAAGAACACUUGGUACGAGCGCAACAGUCGGAAAUGUUCAAAUUGCUCGAAUGUUCUCAAGGAGCAGCAAUCUGGACAUUUCCGACUUUACCGCGACUGUAGCAGGUUGUUAGGUCCUUCUCACUGUCUGAAUAUCUUCCUAUUGCCAUUGUCCUUCACUUUUAACUCAAUUGAAGCUACCAGACUUGCAACGGGCCGGGCCAAAAUUGGAAAUUUUCUGGCCCGGCCCGGCCCGGUCGGCCCGGGAGGAUGCACCUAAAAAUUCAAAGCGAACUAGAACUUCGAAACGAACAUAAUUUUCAUUGUAAAAACCAGCAGAAAUAGAAAAAAAGACGAAAAAGGCAAUGUUAUAGCAUAAAACCUGUUAAAAAAUAGAAAUUGCUGUUUAAAGUCGCAAAAUUUCAUAUUUUUUUUGCAUAUUUUUUUUGAGGUCUAACUUCCGGGCCGACCGGGCCGGGCCGGGCCGGCCCGGAAGUUAGACCGCAAUUCUGGAAGCUACUAGAAUACCUGUACCGAGCCCGAGAGUCGGUAAUGUCCAGAUUGCUGGAAUGUCCUUGCGGGGCAGCAGUCUGGACAUUUCCGGCUUUACCGCGACUGUAACAGGUUGCCAUGUUUCUUCAACUGUCUAAAUAAUUUCAAUUUUUUGGCGUUUCUCAAACAUCCCGCACCUAUAAUUUUAUUUUCAGCUCGAAUGCGACACUCUUCUGGUCUCUGUUGGACGCCGGCCAUACACAGAGGGACUCGGACUUCCCAACGUGCAAAUCGAUCUGGACAACCGUGGAAGAAUUCCAGUCAACGAGAGAUUCCAGACUAAGGUGCCGUCGAUCUUCGCCAUCGGAGACGUCAUCGAAGGACCUAUGCUCGCACAUAAGGCUGAAGACGAGGGAAUCCUCGCCGUUGAGGGAAUUGCCGGAGGACCAGUUCACAUCGACUAUAACUGCAUUCCAUCGGUUGUGUACACUCAUCCAGAAGUCGCCUGGGUUGGAAAGGCUGAAGAACAGCUCAAGACAGAGGUAUUAAUUCUAGAAAGUUAAAAAAAAUAAUAAAGGUUUUAGGGAGUUGCCUACAAAAUUGGAAAAUUCCCGUUCGUCGCCAACUCUCGUGCCAAGACCAACAACGAUCAGGAAGGAUUUGUCAAGGUUUUGGCUGAUAAGCAGACCGACAGAAUGCUCGGAGUUCACAUAAUUGGACCGGUUAGUACGAAACCCAAAGAUAUUUGUCCAAUGAGUGGUUUCAGAAUGCAGGAGAGAUGAUUGCAGAAGCCACGUUGGCUCUUGAAUACGGAGCAUCGGCAGAAGACGUCGCCCGAGUAUGCCACCCACAUCCGGUUAGUUUUCUUUCCCAUUUUGAUAAAAAGUCUACGCAACCGGAUCAAUGAUUCAAUUAGUGUAUCAAUGAUCUCGCUCUUGGUUUUCAAAUAACUCAAUUACGAACUGAUUGAUAGUAGGAAGAACUGCGCGCGAAAUUGAUGCAAUUUUGUGAUGAGUGAUUGUUUAAUUUCUGUUUUCAGACAUUGUCCGAGGCGUUCAGAGAAGCGAAUCUGGCUGCUUACUGUGGAAAGGCCAUUAACUCCAUCUAA
This is a messenger RNA of Caenorhabditis sp. 36 PRJEB53466, 3050 nucleotides long. The record is from the annotation of a GenBank genome assembly. NCBI's taxonomy places the organism in Eukaryota, Metazoa, Nematoda, Chromadorea, Rhabditida, Rhabditidae.